Molecule: messenger RNA, 1701 nt
Organism: Heterotrigona itama
Lineage: Eukaryota; Metazoa; Arthropoda; Insecta; Hymenoptera; Apidae
Source: the annotation of a GenBank genome assembly
AUGAAGAGUGAUUGGCAUAGUUACAAAAGUAAAAUGUAUAUAUCUAUAUAUGAUUUGCAUGAUACUAAAAUAAGUGUUUCAUCAGAAUUAUUGAAAGUUGACCAAAAUAGUGCAUGCAUUCUAUUUAAUCAAAUUAUACGUUUAAAAUAUUAAGAUAAAGAUAUAAUAAAAAAAAAGUGAGACGAUAUUAAUACUAACUAAAAAUAAACUUUUUUAAAUUAAGGUAAUUUUUAUUAAGAUUAAUUUGUAUUUAUGAUAUUUUUCUGUGUUUGAUACAAGCCUAGGAAAUUAUAAACUAUUAAAUAUAAAAAUAAAUGUACACUAUUUUGUUUAGUAACAAUUAAAAUAAAUUUUACAAUUAAGAGAAAUAUGUGAGUGAAGUUACAUACAGUGUUAAUUGAGUAUAUUCACAGUAAAAGACUAUACACGGCUUACUGUCAAUCAGUUUGAAAGUGGCCAUGGCAGUGACUGGACUAAGAACAAUUACUUGUUUUAUUUUUUAUCUUAUAGUAGUAAUAAAUGCUCGUAAAUGUUAUACACAAUCACGUAAGUAUUUUUAAUAUAUUUAAAAUAAAUACCUAUAUCUUACAAUAAAUAAAAAAAUGUAACAAUAUUUAAUUGAUUGAAAUGAUAAACUUCUUUGAUUAUAUUUUUUUUAUGAUAGUAUAUAUAAUCUUUAAAGAUUUUACUGUACAAAAAAUCUUUAAAAAGAUUUUAGUAAAUUAUAUACAUCAUCAUAAUUUUAGAGUUACUUCUUAAUUUACUUUAUCCAAUAUAUAAAGAGUCAUUUUUUAAAUGAAAGUUAAAAAUUUUUUAAUACAUUAUUUAUUUUAAAUCACUUAAAUAUAGGAAAAUAAAAAUACAAUUAAUGGUUCAUUAUAAUUUCUCCGCUUUCAAUAGAACUUCGUUAAAGUUAAUUGACUGUAAUUAAUAGAAAUGAUACAAAUCAUACAGUAAGCUUACUUGAAUAAUAUUUCUUAUAACUGAAAAAUAAAUUAAGUUUUAUAUCAUACUUACUAACAAUGCGCUUUAAUUACAUUGUUUUUUAUAGAAUAUUCGGAUGAUUCUGAUUAUAAAGAUUUGCAAUUUUAUGAAAAUAUGCCAGUAAAUUACAUUGAAAACUUUGAUAAAGAUCAUUUGGACAUGGUUCAGGAUGAUUUUUACAUUUUAAGUAAUUUCGAAGAUGCAAAUAUACAAAAUAGAAUUUAUCCUCAUAAAAAUGAUCUUCAAAUUCCGUUUGAAAAUAAUGACGAUUCUCUCAAGAAAAGAUCAUCUGUUGCACAAUUAGAAUGGUAUAAACCAGACAAGGUAUAUCGAUAUACGAAACAUCGUAUUCCUGGAUAUGAUUAUGAAGAACUCGAUUAUAUGAUCACUAAAAACUUUCAACAAUGUGACGAAAGGUCUAUUUGGACCCACUGCCUCUGUCAGUUUACUUGUACCGAACCAGAUAUGGUAGAUUGUUACACGCCAUGUAAUAGUGGAUGCGAAUGUAAAGAAGAAUACGUAUUUGACGAAAAAACGCAACAAUGCCUGCUGCCGGAACAGUGUUUUCCAAAGGAAGAUAAUUUUUAUAUCACAUAACUUGUAUAACUUGAAAUACAAUGUUUUACUAUACUUUUAACACACAACAGAAUACUGAAUUUAUAUUAAUUUGAAUAAAGUGACGGGAAGAUUUGUACAACUGAAUAUAAACUGUUUUUU